AUGACUGAUCAUCAUCAUUAUUAUUAUAACAAUAAUCCGCCAUUUGGUCAACAACCUCUAUUUAAUACCCCGCAAUUUAGUCAUCAAUCUUCAUUUAACAACCAAUUUCAAUUUAAUAAACCACCACAACAGAUAGAAAAUGAAAGUCUUACUUGUUUUCAUAUGUAUAGAAAGUUAAUCAAAUGGAUGACAUACAUUUUAAUAGUAUUGGUUCUAGUCCUUUUGUUUAUUUAUUUUUUAGAUGAAGAUGAUGAAGAUUCUAUUUACUCAAUGUUUUCAACAUUUAUAUUUUUAAUAUAUCUCUCUAUAUAUCUAUGUCUUUAUUUCUUAUAUUUUUUAUUAUCUUGUUGUAAUGAUAAUAAAAAAUAUAAUAGAAUAAUUACAGUAAAUGGUGUGAGUUAUGUUGAAAAUGCGGAAGAUGAUGAUGACAAGAUAGAGAAGGGUGUUAAUUGCGUUAGUUUUUUAUUUAAUAUCCUUAAUUUAAUUACAAUAAGUAAAAGGAAGAAAAAUAAUAAAUUUUAA
This is a messenger RNA of Hepatospora eriocheir, 522 nucleotides long. Lineage: Eukaryota; Fungi; Microsporidia; Hepatosporidae. The record is from the annotation of a GenBank genome assembly.